AUGGCACCAAAGAAGAAGGAGGAGGAGCAGAAGGUCCUGCUGGGAAGGCCCAAGAAUACCCUCAAAAUGGGAUUAGUCGGUUUGCCCAACGUUGGCAAAUCGACCACGUUCAACGUGCUGACGAAGCUGAACAUCCCCGCGGAGAACUACCCCUUCUGUACCAUCGAGCCGCACGAAGCGAAGGUGACGGUGGAAGACGAGCGGUUCGACUGGCUAGUGAGUCACUUCAAGCCAAAGAGCAACGUGCACGCAUAUCUCUCCAUCUUCGACAUUGCAGGUCUUGUAAAAAAUGCACACCUUGGAGAAGGCCUUGGAAAUAAUUUCCUCUCAAACAUAGCAGCAGUGGAUGGAAUAUAUCACGUCGUACGUGCAUUCGAAAAUGAAGACAUUAUACACACGGAGGGAAAUAUCAAUCCCGUAAGAGAUAUGGACAUAAUAAAUUCGGAGUUAAUUUACAAAGACAUAAGUCACUGUGAAAAAAAUUUAGAAGAAGUCACUAAGGUGUUAAAUCGAAAUAAGAAGGACAAAAUAAAGCAGAACGAACAUGACGUAUUAACAACAGUGUUGAGCUAUCUGAAGGAACAUAAAUGGAUUAAGGAUGGAAAUUGGAAGAGUUCAGAAGUUGAAGUAAUCAACGAGUUUAAUUUCUUGACUGCCAAACCUGUAGUUUAUUUGGUGAAUAUGAGUGAAUCAGAUUUUAUUCGACAGAAAAACAAAUAUUUGGCCAAAAUUUACAAUUGGGUACAGGAGAAGAACAAGGGGACCAUAAUUCCUUAUUGUGCAGACAUGGAGUUGAAGUUGCUAUCCAUGAGUGAGGAUGAGAAAAAAAAAUAUUUUGAAGAAAACAACAUAAAGCAGAGUAUGUUGAGUAAGAUAGUAAAAACUGGAUACUAUGAAAUUAAUUUGAUUCAUUUUUUUACCUGUGGGCCUGAUGAAGUUAAGUGUUGGACGAUACGGAAGGGGACGAAGGCUCCGCAGGCUGCUGGGGUCAUUCACACCGACUUUGAGAAGGGCUUCAUUUGCGCGGAGGUGUACAAGUACACGGACCUGGUGGAGUUCAAGUCGGAGGGAGAGGUCAAGGCCAACGGCAAGUAUUUGCAGAAGGGCAAGGACUACGUCGUGGAGGACGGCGACAUCGUCUUCUUCAAGUUUAACGUGUCGUCCUCGGGGAAGAAGUAG
Molecule: messenger RNA, 1179 nt
Organism: Plasmodium cynomolgi strain B
Lineage: Eukaryota; Apicomplexa; Aconoidasida; Haemosporida; Plasmodiidae
Product: GTP-binding protein
Exons: 3
Coding region: 1-1179 (392 amino acids)
Cellular component (GO): cytoplasm
Molecular function (GO): GTP binding; ATP binding; ATP hydrolysis activity
Source: RefSeq, a predicted model, not a curated record